Molecule: messenger RNA, 2174 nt
Organism: Culicoides brevitarsis
Lineage: Eukaryota; Metazoa; Arthropoda; Insecta; Diptera; Ceratopogonidae
Product: flap endonuclease GEN-like
Exons: 3
Coding region: 1-2169 (722 amino acids)
Molecular function (GO): four-way junction DNA binding; 5'-flap endonuclease activity
Source: RefSeq, a predicted model, not a curated record
AUGGGAAUUAAAGAUUUGUGGAAUAUUUUGACGCCUUAUUGUGAAAGGAAGCCUCUUCAUGUGCUGGAGGGUCAAAAGGUUGGAAUCGACUUGUCGGGAUGGAUUUGUGAGAGCCAGUGUGUUGUUGAUUACUUUGUUCAACCGAAAAUGUACUUGCGCAAUUUAUUCUUCCGUACUGCGUAUUUAUUGUUGAUGGAUAUCCAGCCGGUGUUCAUUCUCGAUGGCGAAGCACCGAAAUUGAAACAUCUAACGAUCCAAAAACGCAACGAAAUUCAGUUUAUCGGCGCUCGACCUCGUCCUGAAGGCGAUUCGGAUAGCGUCAAGUCCAAAAAGAAAGAAUUAAAGGGCAGAACUCGUUUUAAAUACGUUCUUAAGCAAUGUAGUGACUUACUGGCGACACUGGGAAUCUCCACGAUCCAAGCGAUUGGCGAAGCUGAAGCUCUUUGUGCGUGGCUGAACAAACUUGGCUACCUUGACGGGAUAAUUUCGCAAGAUUCCGACUGUUUUGGGUACGGAGCGACUUGCGUUUAUCGUAAUUUUAGUGUUUCGAAGCAAGGAAAGACCGCUGCUCAAGGUGGAUCGGUUGAUAUUUACGAUAUGACCCGAAUUUGGCAGGCUUUGGACAUCAAACAGAACAAAGCAGUUGUCCUUGCGUUGCUUUGCGGAUGCGAUUAUUGUCCCGGAGUCGAUGGAAUUGGAAAAGAUUCCGUUUUGAAGUUGUUCGCAAUGUACAAAGAUGACGAAAUUUUGCAAAAAAUGCGCGAAUGGCGCGAUAAAAAUGAAAAUCUCACAGCAACGGAGCUAAAAGUCGAUGAUAAAAGUUACUGCAACAACUGCGGGCAUUACGGAACGGCGCAGAAACACUCCAAAUCCGGAUGUAGCUCGUGUCGAACGUCCCUCGGAUGUGACGGAAGUGUGUGGAAGGAACAAAGAUUAAUCAUAAAAGCAGAAUUACAAAUCCGGAAGAAAGCUUUGGUUCAAGAGGACUUCCCGCAAGAAGAUAUAAUCGAAGAAUUUUUGCAAGAACCGCAAUUACCGGACAGCAGAGAGCUAGAUAUGGACUGGAAACAACCAAAUAUUGUAAAAUUCGUGAAAACUCUGUCGAAAUUACUUCAAUGGCCGGAAAUUUAUUGCUUCCAAAAAAUUCUUCCGAUACUUACGAGAUGGCAGUUGACUGCUUUAAGCAAAGAUCCGCACACAAAAUUUACCAGAGGAAGCGUGUACCCAUCAAAAAUCGUGAAAAAACGUGUUUUGAAAGGAGUUGAGAGCUACGAGAUUUUAUGGGAGGACACCGAUAAAUGCUUUGAUGCGAUUUUUUCAGUUGAGGAAAUCAAAGCUUUCGAAAUUGAGCACCCUAAAGAAGGUUUGGACCUGUUAUGGAGUACCGUUGAACCAAAAAUACUCGUGGAAAAAGCAUAUCCCGCAAUCGUAGAACGAUAUCUCGAGCUAACACAAAAGCCAAAGAAGACCACAACUCGAAGAAAGAAACAAGUUGAUGGCGAAAACACUCCUAGAAUCCGUAAAAAAGCGAAAAAAGCUCAAAAUUCAUCGUUGAACGACAUGUCAGGACUGAUAGAAGCCAUAAAUGAUGUCGAAAAAAGUAAAAAACCAACGAAAAAAGCCCCGAAAAAACAACUCGAGAAGGGAAUUCAACCAAUUUCAAAGUUUUUACAGCUCGGAGCACUUGCUCAAUCGACGCCAACACAAAAAAUCUCUCCAAAAACACGAACUCCUUUACAAAUCAUCAACAGAAAACGCGAAAUCUCCUUUGCUAUCAACGUUCCUUCCGAUUUUAGCGAUGACGAGGACAUGAGUGGCUCUUAUAUUGACGUCAUCAACGGCAUUCUCGAACAAAAACCAGAUAAAAGUCAACUUGAUGGCCUCAAAUUAUUCUAUGAUGAACCUCGGGUGACCCAAUUUCUCUCAAAGGAUGACUCUGUGCUGUUAAAAAGCAAGAAAAAAUCAUUCAGAAUCGAUUUGAGUGUCUGCAACAACAGCAUUGAUGACUUCCUGCUAAAAGCAUCGCAGCAAAAUUACAUUUACGAGCCUGAAGAAGCUCCAGCGACCCGAGAUGAGCUCAACGCGAGUUAUUUUUUCCAAGGAAUCACCGAAAAUCCCGGAACAGAAGACUUGUUUGAAGAAAGUGUUCAGAUUCUGACAACGAUUUGAACGGA